Styela clava is the source of this 2534-nucleotide messenger RNA. The record is from RefSeq and is a predicted model, not a curated record. NCBI's taxonomy places the organism in Eukaryota, Metazoa, Chordata, Ascidiacea, Stolidobranchia, Styelidae.
UUUGAAGUCGAGUUUUCAACAAAAUUGCAACAAUCAAAGCCCAGAAGAUUUCAGCAUCGAUAUCCUCUGAGUGGAGAGCCAAGACGCGAUAGCGACUCGCACAGCCCGAUGUCCGAACCUCGUUCUCCGCUGUUUAGCAGACCAUCCAUGGCGGCAGAUUUACCGGCUCACCUCGCUUCGCUUUACAACUCCCCAUAUGCCGCGGCUGCGGUCGCGGCGGCCGUGGCGGGACAAGGGGCUACGGGAGUUCCACCACCAACAUUUUCACCCUACGGUAGAGCACCAGGAGCAGCAAUGUUUUAUCCAGGAAUGGUGGGCGGAGAAGCCUGGAGAAGAUCGCCGUAUCUAUCACAAUUGGAUUUUUGUUGGCCACAGGGAUUCAGAUCUCUUGAAGCUGUAGUUGGACCACGAACAAAAGCACCAAGAGAAGCGACCAGUAUUUUAAAAUCAUGGUUAAACGAUCACAAAGACAAUCCAUACCCGACAAAAAGUGAAAAAAUGACUUUAUCUAUUGUAACCCACAUGACAUUGACACAGGUUUCGACUUGGUUUGCGAAUGCACGAAGAAGAAUCAAAAAAGAGAACAAAAUGACUUGGACUCCCAAAACUAGAUGUGGAGAUAGAGACGGGAACAGCAGUAAUGAUGAAGAUAAUGAAAAAGAUUACGAUGGACGACCGUCUUCGCCAUUUACUUUGACACCCGGAAUGCACCCAAAUGCUAUUAGAAAGGAAUCCAUAGAAUACGGCAUAACCAAUAGAUGCCACUCCCUGAGCGACGCUGGGUCUUCAUCAUCUCAUUCGAUCAGUCCAAACUCGCAAGCUUUACGAUCCAAUCCAGUUUUCAGAGAUAUUUCCAGAAUGCGAUCUUCAUACUACAAUGCGAAUCCGGCAGCAUCUUUUGAAGAAGCAUUACGACAGCAAAUGCUCUCAAAGCAUCAAAUCAUGCUGACACAAAAUCUAGCUCAACGCGAGCAAGGCAUCGAUCUUGCAAAGUCUACUAAAUCCAAGGAAAUGGAACUUGAAGUCAAUGAGAAACGACCCUCGCCACCAGCUCUGGCGAGAAAAAGGUUUGUGAAACAAGAAGAAUUUGUCCACAGCGAACCAGACGAACCGUUAUCACCGGAUCGCAAACCAUUUGUCAACUUAGAAGGCAUGAAAGACAUUGACAAAUCGAAAAAUCACGAAGAUACACCUCCAUUCGAUAAAGGCGAUCGGGGAUGUGAAAAUAAUGAAAAAACUCCCAACUACAGAGCAGAUAGCAGCAAUGGACCUUCCCACAUGCCCCACAAUACUACGCCGAACAGUAAUGAAGAUAUGAGUCCUAAAGAAGAAAAGAAUUACACUCGACCAUCUUCAAUUGAUAGCGGAUUUGAGAGAAAAACGCCAGAAGCAUCGGCAUCAGAUAGAAUACCGACCGAUUCAACUACACGGGACCCUGUUUCACUUGCAACCAACUUAAUAACAAAAUCCGCCGUGGAUGGAAAACAAGACGCUCUAUCAUGCUGGAUUCGAGAUUUCCAACAACUGGUUGCAUCAGGACAAGAACUGAAAGCAAAACAAGCUUUGGCGACGGCGCUUGCGGUGGCAGCUAAAGCAGGAGCGUACUCCAACACGGGCAGACCACACCGAUUUGCUCCAUACUACCGACCUACACAUUUGCCUCCUCAAGAGAGAUCGCAAAAAGAACUAUUUUAUCCUCGCUGUGUAGGAUUAUCUCCUCAAGUUGAUCGCAGUAGAUUGCAAUACCAAACCCCCGAGAAGCAAUGCGAACAAAGGUCUAUGUCAUCAACUUCAACUGACGACGCAAUAACAUCUUCAGAUUCCAGUCAAAGACGCGGUUCUUCACCGGAGACGCCACCCAUGAGCGCAGUCAGAAUCCGUUCACCUUAUCGAAGCUUGAGCGCUUCUCCAGAUAACAUGCCGAUGAACCUGACUAAAUCGUCGGCACCAAGCAAGGACUGGAAACACGGGCAUAUGUUGGCAACUGACGAUACCCUCAUUGAAGUGUGAUGACAAAUGGCAACAAGAUAACAACUUGAUUCUGAAUUGGAAUAGAGAAAAUCUCCCUAGAAGAUCCGUCAUCGAGUUUAUUAUGAAAAUUCUCAAUUCUUCUCAUCGAGACCUUGUCUUUUUCACGAACUAAAAUUCUCAAAAGUAUGUUCCUCAAACACCGACUAUUUACUGUUGCUAUUAGUUCUUUUAUUGUGUCAUUUUUCGUUUAUUGUUAUUAUAUUUUUUUCCUUCGGCUAUAUUCUUCAAUCAAUAAUAAACGUAAGUCGAAUCACUCCUAUUUUGGAACUAUGCAUUGAGUAAAAUGCUUUUUUAUCGAAUCUUAAUUAAUAAGAGCAACAACAAAAAUUAAAAUUUUUGUAUUUGGUAAUCUAAAAUACAAUAAGAAAUAAUAAUUUUUCAAGUGAAAACGGUUUCUUUUUUCAAUCUUUUGUAUUACUAUACUGCUCCAUUUUCGCAAGCCUGAGCUGCUUGAAAGUUAUUAUGACAUAUUGAUAGUGAUUCGAUAAUUUUUUGUGCAGUUU